UAUAUUAAUAUACUGAAUAGGGCACUGGAGGAGGAUCAUUCUUCAUUCUGUACUAAUAAAAGUGUUGAUAAUUGUGGCAACACUGACACUGAAGGACUGCUAGUAUUAAAGGACAUUGCAGCUGCUGAUCAAGGAAUAUACGUGUGUACAGCUACACUGGAAAAUGUCACUAGCUCUGUGAUUCGACAAAUUCAAAUUGGAGAGCCUCCUGUGAUUGAGAAGAGUCCUAUUAGUGUGGUUGCUCGUGAUCCUCCAUCUUAUGUUGUUUUUGAAGCAGCAGCAAGAGGGAACCCACCACCAGUACUGAAAUGGUAUCAUAACUCAAAUGAAAUUGACUUCAAAAAUACUACAAAGAUGUAUUUGACCAGUACUGGGUCAUUGAUUAUAUUGGGUCCUCAGUUUGAAGAUAAUGGUCAAUAUAAAGUAGUGGCAGACAAUGGAGCUGGCUCAGUAGAAGCAGCUGCCAGUCUUACAAUAUACUUCAGUAAGUGCUACUAUUACUGUAGAGAGUAG
Molecule: messenger RNA, 513 nt
Organism: Amphimedon queenslandica
Lineage: Eukaryota; Metazoa; Porifera; Demospongiae; Haplosclerida; Niphatidae
Product: roundabout homolog 3-like
Exons: 3
Biological process (GO): cell-cell adhesion
Source: RefSeq, a predicted model, not a curated record